AUGUCGGUCAUACGAGAAACCAUUUGCACUGUCAAUACACAGCUUGAUCGUCUGCAGCAACAGAUUGCUAGCCAGACAGUCGAGACUGCAGACACACCUACCAAGUCUCUUGUUCACAUCGGCCAAUUGCAAGAUGUUAUUCAUUCCAUAUCUGUGACCUCCAAGACUCAACCCCUGCUACAACCUAAUCGGUUGGCAGAUCUGCUCUCGGAUCCUGUGUUUUCUCGCCUUCAAGGACAGUCCCAAAUAUUGGGGAUAUCCGAUGAGAGCACUUCCGAUUAUGUGUGGCUAGUAGCUGCAAAGGCUGCCGCUCAGGUAUCAGGGCUAGUUAUGAAUACCCUUCUGGAUCAAACGCUGAAAAUUCAUGAUGAAACCUACUAUUGGAGUGAGAUGCUAGGCUCGGUCUGGUAUAGCAGUCUGUAUGCCCUUCAGAACUCGCCAGGGCAAUUGUACCGAUGGACAAGGGAUGUCUAUGUGACUCAAACCACUGAAGGCAACCCCUCAAUUGCCGACAGAUGGGGUCAAUUCUAUCAGAUUGCCCGUAAAAGUGCCUGGCAAUUCGGAGGUCACUCUGUACGCGCUCAUUUGUUAUCUCCAAUAAGAUCAUGUCGAGCAGAUAUGCGACAGAAACGAGAUCAACUCUUGGCAAUGAAGGACCUUCAUACCAGCAGCCUUGGUCUCCUGAUGGAAGGAUGGCAUCUCUUUGAGGUGGACGACUCGACUGCGAGUAUCAACGCCAAGUCACCAAUCGGGCACUGGCACGACCAAAUUCACAGAACGGUUGGUUUAGUCGAAGCCAUCCUCCAGCAGAUGGCGCUUAACCCCAGUACCCAGGGGUUCGAACAUGAGGUUUUUGCUACAUUGGACACGGAUAUCAAAAGCAAGCAGGUGCACAACCAGGAGAUUCAUGUUGCGCAGAGGCCCUUGGAAUUGAUUGAAAGACUGGUGAAUAUCCUCCGUGAGGAACUUCCAAAACAUAGUAGCUCCAUGUCGCUUCUCCUCAGUCGCCAUGGGCGCCCUUCUCGCAUAGUCCGCUAUUGGCUACCGGUGUCGCUUGCUAUACUAUCUGGAAGUGCAUCGACCAAGUUUCUGGUCAACCGACGGGACGAAAUCAUCCAAGGAAUUAUCAGCAUCGGCUCUACGACGAUCGAUUUCUGGGGCAAUUGGGUUGUAGAUCCAAUCCGAAAACUCAUUGGGACAAUCAGGCACGACAAAAACAGCGAAAUUGCUAUCAUGAGCAAAAAUAGCUUGCUCGCUGAUCGUGCCAGUUUAGAACGGAUGGUGGUUGACUUUGUUCGCGAUCGUCCGGAUCUCCACCCGGGGGUGACAGAUACUACCGCCAUCGUAAACUCGGUCAAGGAAGGAGACCUGACUCCUGUUUUGAAAGCAUAUGAAAGAGACUUACGAUCCCCAUUUGUGGGAACUGUCAAAGGCGAUCUCAUCCGCGCCCUUCUGAUCCAGAUCCAAAAGACGAAAGUUGACGUGGAGAUUGCUAUCAGCGGCAUCGAUGCCCUGCUCAAGAGUCAGGAACUUGUAUUUGGAUUUAUCGGACUGACCCCUGGAAUAAUGGUCUCUUUGGCAACUCUGAGGUGGCUAGGUGGUUUCAUCGGCAACAGACGAGGAAUGCGAACAGGUAAACAGCGCCAUGAGCUGAAACGUGGAUUGCGGUAUGACAUCCAGACUAUGUACAACUUGGACAAAACACUAACUCUAACAAUCAGAAAUGUGGCCCGCAUUUUGACUUCCUCUGCAGUAUCGUCCAACGGGACCCUCCCUUACAAAGACUCUGGGCAAUUGAUCUGUGAGGCAGAGGCUCUUCUUGAACACGUGAAGACGAUUUCCAACAACAUGCAAUAUCAAGAGUUCCAAGAAGACAUUCAAGAUCUUCUCAACGUUCAGACUGGAGUGGACAGGCAACUUCGUGUGAUUGAACGAAUGAGAUGGGCAUACUUCCAAUAG
Molecule: messenger RNA, 1959 nt
Organism: Penicillium soppii
Lineage: Eukaryota; Fungi; Ascomycota; Eurotiomycetes; Eurotiales; Aspergillaceae
Product: NCA2 family protein
Exons: 3
Coding region: 1-1959 (652 amino acids)
Cellular component (GO): mitochondrial outer membrane
Source: RefSeq, a predicted model, not a curated record